Messenger RNA from Chrysemys picta bellii (western painted turtle), 3889 nucleotides. The record is from RefSeq and is a predicted model, not a curated record. NCBI's taxonomy places the organism in Eukaryota, Metazoa, Chordata, Testudines, Emydidae.
GCUGACAUUAACCCAAAGCAGGAGCCCGGGGGGGCCUGGUGGGAAGGGCCCCCCCCGCGGGCUCUGGUUCUCGUGCCCGGCCGGCGCGCGGACCCCCAGCGGCUUUCCCGGCACCGAGCGGGGGGAUCGGCCCCCGAGGGGGGGGAAGAGCGAGUUGGCGCAUCACGUGAGGGCGGGGAGCCAAUCAGCGCGGCGGUGACGUAGGCGGCGGCUCCCUCCGCCCCGGGAUGUGUUGGGCCCCCGCCCGGGCGGGGCGCCGCGGGGAUUACGGCCGGGCUCCGCCGGGGGCCGAGGAGAUGGGACCCCGCACCCCGGGCCGGGGCUUUGCCGCCCCCCCGGCAGCCCAUGCGCUCAAAAUGGCGCUUCCCUCCUCUCCCCCUCCCCCGCGGGGAGCAGAACAACAACAUCCAACUGCCAGUUCCAACGGUCGCCCCGCCCCCACGUGACUCGGCAGCCAGUUAGUCUGCAACGAAUGGCAGCGCUGGCCAAUGGCAGCGCGCGCCGCCUAGGCCGGCGGCUCGAGCGCCUCACGAGGGGGCGGGGAAGAGGGGGUAUGUGACUGAUGGUUAUGGAGGCCCAUCAGAACGCGGCGUCUGGCAAGCUUCCGCCCAAUGAGCCGGCGAAGGGGCGAGCCCGGAUGGCGGGGUGAUGUCACAUCUGUCGCCAUCCAAUCAGAGGUAAGCCGCUGUCUAUAUAAGGCCGACCGGGGACAGACCGAGAGGCGCCAUUUCGCCGAAGCGGAGGAAGGAGCUGGUCGAGGCCUGGUCUGUGAAGGGGGCGGACUCAAUCCGGAUCCAUCCUCCGCCGGGCAGCCCCCAACCCCCGCCUCCGCUUUACCGACGGGCUCGCAGGACCUCCCCGGCUUCCGUAGAGACCCCUGCCUGCGGCCUCGAGGGCCCUCGCAGAACGCCCCAUCCCCCUGGCGGCCAAGAUGGAGCCGGGCCAGUGAUCCCAGUACAAUCCAGUGCCAUCCGCCUCCCUGACGGGGACCAUCCUUCCGGGGACCGGCCUCUACGGGCAGAGGAGGCGCCGGGGGACCCAGCGAGCCCUAUAUUGACCGGAGCCCGGCAGGAUUUGGAGCCCGUCGGGGGCUCCGAAGAGGGGGCCCCCAGCCCUGCAUCCCCCCGCCCUUCAGCCGCCGCCAUUUUCUUUGCUUCCAUUCAUGUAAACCCGGUGAAUGGUGCUGGGGUCCCCGCGCGCCUCGCUGGAGACCAUCGGCCCCGCCUCUGUGCAUGGGCCCGGCCCCCGGCCGCUGCUAGCCUGAGCCCCUGCGCCUGGUUCUAGCCCGCUGGCGGGGAGGGGAGGGGGUGCCAGGCUCGUCCCCCUCCCCUAGCGCCCCCCCCCCCCGGUGUGUUGGGGGGAGCCGCCCGCCCCCCUGGCCGUCCUCCGCCGGUGAUGCUCGGCAGCGGGCAGCCCUGCACCCCGCGGCGCGGGAACAGCAUGUGUCACUAGCGCGCCUCCCCCGCAUCCUGGCAAAGUGGGGGGGUCAGCCGAGGCCCCAGCGUCUGGAGGAGGAGGAGGUGGACUCUUGGGGGAGAGACCCUGGAAAGCAGCCGCUGCAGGCAUGUUGCAGAAUGUGAAUCCCCACAGCAAGAUUUUGGGGGAGGGCAGUACUGGGCUCAUGGGCCUGGCGACGGAGUCGACCCCAGGCAAGCGGAUCCGCAAGCCGUCACUGCUCUACGAGGGUUUCGAGAGCCCCACCAUGGCGUCGGUGCCAGCCCUGCACCUGCCUCAGGUGAACCCUCCACCACCGGAGGUGUCCAACCCCAAAAAGCCAGGCAGGGUCACCAACCAGCUGCAAUAUCUCCACAAGGUGGUGAUGAAGGCCCUGUGGAAACAUCAGUUCGCCUGGCCCUUCCGCCAGCCCGUCGAUGCUGUCAAGCUGGGCCUGCCGGAUUAUCACAAGAUCAUCAAGCAGCCCAUGGACAUGGGGACCAUCAAGCGGCGUCUGGAGAACAACUAUUACUGGGGGGCGGCGGAGUGCAUGCAGGACUUCAACACCAUGUUCACCAACUGUUACAUCUACAACAAGCCCACGGAUGACAUUGUGCUGAUGGCCCAGACCCUGGAGAAGAUUUUCCUGCAGAAAGUGGCUCAGAUGCCUGCAGAGGAGCAGGAGAUUGUCAUCACGGUGGCCAAGAACAGCCACAAGAAGGGGGCUUCCCGGGCGGCAGCUCUCCUGGCAGGCGCAGUCACUGCAGCUCACCAAGUGCCCGCAGUCUCCUCGGUCUCGCACGCCUCGCUCUACACCCCAAGCGCUGAGAUCCCCACCACUGUGCUCAGUAUCCCCCACCCCUCGGUGAUCUCGGCACCGCUUCUCAAAUCACUGCACUCCGCUGCCUGCCAGCCAGUGCUGGCUGUGCCCGCUCCCACGCAGCCCGUGGCCAAGAAGAAGGGUGUGAAGCGAAAAGCGGAUACCACCACCCCCACCACCACAGCCAUCAUCGCCACUAGCGGGGAGUCGUCCCCGUCGGCCACCCUUCUGGAGCCCAAAGCGGCCAAGAUCCCCACCCGGCGGGAGAGCGGGCGCCCCAUCAAGCCCCCCAAGAAGGACCUGCCCGACUCGCAGCAGCACCAGACCUCCAAGAAGGGCAAGCUGUCGGAGCAGCUCAAGUAUUGCAACGGCAUCCUCAAGGACCUGGUGUCCAAGAAGCACGCUGCCUACGCCUGGCCGUUCUACAAGCCCGUGGACGCCUCGGCCCUGGGGCUGCACGACUACCACGAGAUCAUCAAGUGCCCCAUGGAUCUCAGCACCAUCAAGCGGAAGAUGGAGAACCGGGAUUACCACGACGCGCAGGAAUUUGCUGCCGACGUCCGGUUAAUGUUCUCCAACUGCUACAAGUACAACCCGCCCGACCAUGACGUCGUGGCCAUGGCUCGCAAGCUGCAGGACGUGUUUGAGUUCAGCUACGCCAAGAUGCCGGACGAGCCCCUGGACACCAACCCGCCGUCGGCCGGGCUGUCUGGAGCCCUCUCGAAAUCCUCCUCCGAGGAGUCGUCCAGCGACGACGAGGAUGAGGACGAAGAUGAGGAUGAGGACGACGAGGAGAGCAGCAGCGAGAGUUCAUCGGAGAGCGAGGAGAGCUCCGACUCCGAGGAGGAGCGUGCCAACCGGCUGGCGGAGCUACAGGAGCAGCUGCGGGCAGUGCAUGAGCAGCUGGCUGCCCUGUCGCAGGGCCCGGUCUCCAAGCCCAAAAAGAAGCGGGAAAGGAAGGAGAAGAAAAAGAAGAAGAAAUCGGAGAAGCACAAGGGCCGGGGAGGCGAUGAGGAGGCGCGGGCACGCCAGGCCCAGCUGAAGAAGGCCAAAAAGGCAGGGGGCAGCAGUGGAGGGACCAGCGGGAGCAGCAGCAGCAGCAUCACCAAGAAUUCCAGUAAGCUGUCGAAGGCGGCGCUGCCGGCACCCCCCAUGCUCUACGACUCGGAGGAGGAGGAGGAGAGCAAGCCCAUGACCUACGACGAGAAGCGCCAGCUCAGCCUAGACAUCAACAAGCUGCCGGGGGAGAAGCUGGGGCGGGUGGUGCACAUCAUCCAGUCGCGGGAGCCCUCGCUGCGCGACUCCAACCCCGAGGAGAUCGAGAUCGACUUCGAGACCCUCAAGCCCUCCACCCUGCGGGAGCUGGAGCGCUACGUGCUGUCCUGCCUGCGCAAGAAGCCGCGCAAGCCCUACAGCGAGACCAUGAAGAAGCCGGUGGGGAAGACGAAGGAGGAGCUGGCGCUGGAGAAGAAACGGGAGCUGGAGAAGCGGCUGCAGGACGUGAGCGGCCAGCUCAACUCCACCAAGAAGCCCCCCAAGAAGGGUGAGUGCUGGGCGGGAGGGGGAGCGAGGCGUUGGUGUCCGCGAGGCAGGGCUUCGGGGCUGGGUGAGGGGGAAUGAUUCCAGCCCUGCCCU